Molecule: messenger RNA, 2300 nt
Organism: Wyeomyia smithii (pitcher-plant mosquito)
Lineage: Eukaryota; Metazoa; Arthropoda; Insecta; Diptera; Culicidae
Gene: Mocs1
Product: molybdenum cofactor biosynthesis protein 1
Exons: 6
Biological process (GO): Mo-molybdopterin cofactor biosynthetic process
Molecular function (GO): 4 iron, 4 sulfur cluster binding; GTP 3',8'-cyclase activity; cyclic pyranopterin monophosphate synthase activity
Source: RefSeq, a predicted model, not a curated record
UUACCAAGCCAUUUAUUUUGUACAUUCGCUACUCAUGUUUUCAUUCUCGUUUCUCAUUCUCAAUUUCAGCUUCAGGAGCAACAGGUGCGUCUGUCUCGGAGAAGCUCAAUCAUGCGAAACAUUUUAAGGCUGGUGGGUCCAUCCCGCACGAUUGGUUGUUUACAAAACCUUGGAAGAUUCCAGGCUAAUUCGAAAGCGCAAUUACCAGCACAGGCGUUAAACGCGUCAUACAUCAACAGCCUUGUCAUCAUUCAAAUCAGACCGCUAUCUACCAGUAAUGAUUGUGCGAAGAGAAAACUUCGAGCAUCGUCUACCAUAUUCUGUAACCCACACGAGCUAAUGUUGCAUGUUUUUGUGCAUUCUCGUUGCUUCCAGACUCGAAAGCCGCACGGUGCGGACGUGACCGCUUGCAGGAGCGAGCAGUGGGACGGAGGUAGAGAAAAUAAAAACACAACAGGCAGAAGUAGCAGCCGCAACAGCGAAGACAAAAACAACAACAUUGCCAGCAGCAGCAGCAGUAGUAUUUCUAGCUCGCCCCUGACCGAUCUGUUUGGUAGAUUUCACAGUUAUCUGAGAAUCUCGCUCACGGAAAGGUGUAAUUUACGCUGCAAGUAUUGUAUGCCCGCCGAAGGGGUACAGCUUAGUCAAAAAGACAAUCUACUGACGGUACAGGAAGUGCUCUACCUAGCAAGUAUAUUUGUCCAGGAAGGUGUGCGGAAAAUCCGUUUAACCGGUGGAGAACCCACGGUGCGAAAAGACCUAACCGAAAUAGUGCAGUGUCUCAAGCGAAUUCCGCUUUUGGAAAGUGUUAGUAUUACUACGAACGGCCUCAUGUUGACCCGGCAGCUAGUUGGCCUGCAACGAGCCGGCCUCGAUGCGCUCAACAUCAGCUUGGACACGCUGAAAGCGGUCAAAUACGAACAAAUCACCCGACGUAAGGGCUGGGAACGAGUCAUCGCUGGAACCGAUUUGGCGAUUCAGUUGGGCUACAAACCCAAGGUGAACUGCGUUUUGAUGAAGGGUUUUAAUGACGAUGAGCUGUGUGAUUUUGUGGCGAUGACCGAGGAACGCAACAUAGACGUUCGUUUUAUUGAAUACAUGCCAUUCACCGGAAAUCGAUGGGACACCAACGCAAUGGUACCGUUCCGCGAGGCUCUCGCCACGAUUCGAGCGCGCUAUCCAAACUUGGAAGCACUCGAAAACGGUCCAAACGAUACCUCAAAAGCCUUUCGGGUGCCCGGCUUUCGCGGCCAGAUCGGCUUUAUCACCUCUAUGACGGAGCACUUUUGUGGCUCCUGCAACCGGUUGCGUAUCACAGCCGAUGGUAAUUUAAAAGUAUGCCUCUUUGGUAACACGGAAGUCUCACUGCGGGAUGCACUACGGGCCGGCUGUUCCGAGGACGAUUUGCGUUGUAUGAUUUCGGCUGCUGUUAAGCGAAAAAAGAAGCAGCACGCAGGUUAGUGUGCGCAAAUAAGGGAACAUUUGUCCUCAUCAUCAUUCAUCUCAUCGACUAGAUACAGUUGCCUUCCGGUGAUACGUCACUUCAGCUCGCUGUCGCACGUGAACGAGCACACGGGCAAAGCGACGAUGGUUGACGUUGACGAUAAGGUAUCCACAAAACGGGAAGCUAAAGCCCAGGCAACGAUUUACGUUGGACCGAAGAUAUCUUCACUGAUCGAAAGUAACGAACUGAAGAAGGGUGAUGUCCUGUCGAUCUCCCAAAUGGCCGGCAUAGUGGCGGCCAAGAAAACAUCCGAACUGGUUCCACUGUGUCACAAUAUUCCGCUUUCAUCGAUCAAGGUGGAAACUAGUCUGAACGCGUCGACCCACGAGGUGCACAUUCUGACGAAGGUGAAAUGCGACGGAAAGACGGGUGUCGAGAUGGAAGCUCUAACCGCUGCAUCAAUAGCGGCGCUAACCGUUUACGAUAUGUGCAAAUCGGUGACGCAUGAGAUUCUUAUCAAAAACAUAAUGCUAGUGGAAAAGACUGGUGGAAAAAGCGACGUUUAUAAACCAACCAACACACAGCCUCCAAUGGAACUAAUGACCGACGAAACGCCAAUCAUUGUUAGGCACUAUGAGACUGAACCAAUUGCGGCGAAGGAAGAAGAAUUUGUUCCGCAGCACAUUUGAGUUGGACAAUCGAUGAGUGACAACACGUCGUGCCUAUCUCGUAGAUCGUAAGAUUUUUAUUUUUCUGCAAAAACACGCCUCAUGAUCUACAGGUUUCGCUUGUUGAUUGCUUUUUUUCCUAAUUCGAGAAAAAUAAAGAUGCUCGCAAAUUACUUUAUUUCAUAUAA